AUGGGCCUCCGGCCGGCUGGGGCUCCGCCCCAGACCCCGCUGCUCCUCUUGCUGCGCUCGAGUCGUUCCGUCGACGGUCCCAGCCGCUCCGCGAAGCGGAGCACAACCAGGGUCUGGGGCGGAGCCCCAGCCGCCGGAGGCCGACCCCCGCCGGGAGACCCCCGCCACCCCCUGCAUGCGCCGCACAUAAUCUACCCCACAGUCAAGCCAGCUGAUAAGGAAGAGAGGAGAAAGGGUGGAAUCAGAGCAGCAGCAAUGACCAGACUGAUUGAGUUCAGAAUUUAUACACACAAUAUCCGGUACGAUAAUAGAAAUCCUACCGAGGGCGAAGAGUUGUGGGAGAAGCGGCGUGAGCUGGUUGUGGCCAGUAUCCGGUUCCAUGCCCGAACGAAUGCUUUUGUGUGUCUUCAGGAAGCGCUUCAUCACCAGCUGGAGGAUAUAAUUCAGGGACUGAAUGGCCAGCCAAGUCAUGGCAAUUGGUCGUAUUUUGGAGUGGGAAGAGACGAUGGCAAGACCAGAGGAGAGUAUGCUCCAGUUUUGUAUCGAACCGACGAAUGGGAGUUGAUUGAUGGUAAAACCACCUGGCUAAGUGAGACUCCUGAUAAACCCAGUCGUGGAUGGGAUGCCGCUUUACCAAGGAUUCUCACUUGGACAAAGUUCCGCAAUAAGAGCCAUGGAGGCAUCACACACAUCUGUAACACGCAUUUUGACCAUGCCGGGCCGAAAGCUCGUGAAGAGUCUGCCAAACUGAUUAUCGAGCGGAUCCCCAAAUACUCGAAUAACGGGCCCACCGUUCUUGUCGGAGACUUUAAUUCUACCGAUUCCGAUAAUGCGUACUCAGUAGUAGCCACCUCACUAAGAGACACGUCGAAAGUGGUGGCUCCACCAGACCGGUAUGGCCAUACACUGACAUACACCGGGUUCAACGAGUCGGAACCAUGUACACGCAUCGACUACGUCUGGGUCACUAAAGACGUCACACCUAUCAGCUACGGGGUCCAGCAUAACCGGUACCGGAGCAUCACCUACAGCGACCACCGACCGGUCAUCGCAGACGUCCAGCACAAAGCUCGUUAG
Molecule: messenger RNA, 1077 nt
Organism: Sugiyamaella lignohabitans
Lineage: Eukaryota; Fungi; Ascomycota; Dipodascomycetes; Dipodascales; Trichomonascaceae
Exons: 1
Coding region: 1-1077 (358 amino acids)
Molecular function (GO): 3'-5'-RNA exonuclease activity
Source: RefSeq, a predicted model, not a curated record